Molecule: messenger RNA, 2246 nt
Organism: Acanthochromis polyacanthus (spiny chromis)
Lineage: Eukaryota; Metazoa; Chordata; Actinopteri; Pomacentridae
Gene: klhl40a
Product: kelch-like family member 40a
Exons: 6
Coding region: 131-1969 (612 amino acids)
Molecular function (GO): protein binding
Source: RefSeq, a predicted model, not a curated record
CAGCCAACCAACCCCUGAAGGCUGUUCACAGCAAUCUGACCGGCCCUCGAGAGCACCGACAGUCCUGCUCCGUAGUGGGGAGUAAGCAGGGAGCCCACCAAACCCAACCGGCACAAGGCGACGGAACAAAAUGGCUGCCCUGACUAUAGACCCCGUGGAGCAGCCUCGAAUGUACCAGCAGACCCUGCUGCAGGAUGGACUGUGUGACCUCUUGGAGAAUGACAAGUUUGUGGACUGUGUUCUGAAAAUCCAGGACAAGGAGUUCCCUUGCCACCGCUUGGUUCUGGCAGCCAGCAGCCCCUUCUUCAAGGCCAUGUUCCUGUCGGACCUGGAGGAGAGCAAGAGGAGGGAGAUCAUCCUCAAAGAUGUGGAGCCUGGUGUUAUGGGGAUGAUCCUGCGCUACCUUUACACAUCUGACAUUAACCUGACAGAGCAGAACGUCCAGGACAUCUUCAUGGUUGCCAACAUGUACCAGAUCCCCUCCAUCUUCUCAGUAUGUGUGUCCUUCCUCCAGGAGAAGCUGGUUCUGGGUAACUGCCUGGCUAUCUUCAGAUUGGGGCUGCUGCUGGACUGUCCAAGGUUAGCUCUGGCUGCCAGAGAGUUCAUCUGCGAGCGCUACCCGGUUGUUGUCAGGGACCAGGACUUCCUGCAGCUCGGCCCCAGUGAGCUGGCCAUCCUCAUCACCUCCGAUGCUCUCAACGUUGAGCGGGAGGAGCAGGUGUUUGAAUCCCUGAUGGAGUGGGUUGGGCACGAUGAAACAAAUCGGCUUAAGAAUCUGCCGGAGCUGCUGCACUGCGUUCGAUUCAGGCUCAUACCUUUGGAUUAUUUCAAAGAAAAGGUGGAGCGUCACCAGUUCAUCCGGUUCAGCCAGGAGAUCAAGAAGGAGCUGGAUCUUGUUAAGGAUGCUCACAAGGGGCGGCUCCCCAAGCCGAAGAAGAUGGAGAACGAUGGGGCAAAGUGGGGAGAGGGGAGUGAGGACGAGGAGGAUGAUGAGGAAGGGUACCUGCCGGGUAUCCUCAACAACAACCCUCGCUUUGGGAUGUUCGAGAUGGAACUGAUACUUAUGAUCAAUGACACGGGGACUGUGGCCUACGACCCGGUAGGAAAUGAGUGUUUUGUGGUGUCAGAAUCUACAGAAAUUCCCAAGAACCACAGCAGCAUGGUGACGAGUCAAAACCAGGUGUUUGUAGUUGGAGGACUUCUCUACAACGAAGAGAACAAAGACGAACCCUUCAGCUCUUACUUUCUGCAGUUUGACCCAGUAAGUUCAGAGUGGUUAGGGAUGCCCUCACAACCCAACCCUCGCUGUCUGUUUGGCCUGACUGAAGCUGAAAACUCCAUCUUUGUUGUUGGAGGAAAGGAACUAAAGGAUGGAGAGCACGCCUUGAGCUCAGUUAUGAUCUAUGACAGACAGUCAUUCAAAUGGGGAGAGUCGGACCCUCUGCCUUAUGAAGUGUACGGACAUGGAACUGUCUCACACAACGGUCUCGUCUAUGUCACUGGAGGAAAGUCUGAAAGCAAGAAAUGUAUGAGGAGAGUCUGCGUUUACAACCCCACCAAGUUUGAAUGGAAGGACCUGGCCCCUCUGAAGACGGCCCGCUCUCUUUUCGGCAUCACCGUCCACAACGACCAGAUCUUUGCAGCCACCGGAGUCACAGACUCAGGCCUCACCAGCACCGUGGAGGUCUACGACAUCGCCACCAACACGUGGUCUGAGUUCACAGAGUUCCCUCAGGAGCGCAGUUCCCUCAGUCUGAUCUCUGCUGGAGGUUUCCUGUAUGCAGUGGGAGGCUUCGCCAUGAUGCCCAGUGACACCAGUGAAGAACCAGUCCCAACAGAGAUGACCGACAUCUGGAGGUAUGAUGAGAAGGAGAAGUGCUGGAAUGGGAUUUUGCGAGAGAUUAGCUAUGCAGAGGGAUCCACUAUCCUUCCGGUGUCUCUCAACACUCUGCGUCUCACCAAGUUAUAACUGAACCGAACUGUUGGUGCCGUGAGUUUAAUGAUGGGGGUAAAUGAGUGCACUCAUUAUGGACACUGGCCCAAAUUAGCUGAGGGUAUAUAUAAUGUUUCAGGGUAACAAUUGAACUCAGUCUCUGAAGAUGGAAAAAAAAGAAGUGUUAUGAAAUCAGCAUCAAGUUGUUUUAUCUCAUGUUUUACAGCAGGGGGCGACAGAUACAUGUGAAGUAUCAGUAGAAGAUGAGUUAGAAUAUGACAUCAGAUUUAUUUUCUAAGAAGCUAAAAUGUUA